GGAGCGCAUGCUGCCCCGCGACCCUGGCGUGCCUGGCUCCAAGCCGGGCGACUGGAUCUGCCCUGGCUGCAACGACCUGCAGUUCGCCCGCAACCCGGUGUGCCGCCAGUGCCGCACCCCGCGCCCCGCGGGCGCCGGCGGCCAGAACACCUUCGGGGAGGCUGGCGACUGGAUCUGCUCCGUGUGCGGCGACCUGCAAUUCCGCAGGAACACCGAGUGCCGGAAGUGUGGCAACACCAACAAGGACAGCUCGACGUCCGCCGACGCCACCAUCGCAGCGCAGCAGCAGGCCGCGGUCGAGGCCCAGGCGAUCCAGGCGGCGCUCAUCGCGCAGGCGGCGGAGGGCGGCUGCAUGGACCCGACGGCCAUGGCGGCCACGGACGAGGCCAGCCAGACGCUGUACCUGGAGCAGCUGAAGGCCAUGUACGCCAUGGGCGGCGUGGAGGGCAUGUCCGUGUUCGGCGGCGGGAUGGAGGCGGCGGCGAAGCCGGACGUGAAGGCUCAGCUGGAGGACCUCCGGCUCCAGCUCGCCAGGGCCAAGGGCAACGAGGAGGACUUGAGGCGCUUCAACAAGAAGCUGGACGAGAAGAUCGAGGAUUUAGAGAAUCAGGUGGCGCUCACGCGCGGCAUCGCGGCGCUCCAGCCCGACGCCAGCCAGGACCCGCUGGGCGCACAAUUGGCCGCCACCCAGGCCCAGGUGCAGGCGCAGGCGCAGGAGAUCCGCGCCCUGUAUUACAAGCAGGCCAAGCAGCAGAUGCUGCUGCCCGAGGGCGGCGCGGACACCGCCGACGUGCCCGUCGGGCACCUCGUCGUGGAGGCGGACAAGAUGUUCUUCCUGGACAGCAAGACGUCGCAGCUCUUCGAGGUGCCCGCGAAGGGGCCCGAGACGCAGGAGUUCCUGAAGUGCUUCCCGAAGGCCGUGCACGCCGCGAGGCAGGCCUCCACGUCCACCAAGCCCGUGAAGCAGCACGACAGGAGCGCCGUCCCUGCCCGGGGCGGGGACAGCGCGGAGCGCCUGAUGCGCACCGUGCGCCUGACGAACCUGCCCCCGAAGGUGGACAGCUCCGUCAUCAUGAAGAGCAUGGGCAAGGCUUUUGGGGAGGUGGCCUGCUUCAACGUCGAGGUGGACCCGCAGACCAAGCAGUCCUUCGCGACGGUCGAGUUCCGGGAGUCCUUCGCGGGCAUCAAGGCGUCCAGGGCGAAGCAGCUCGGCCCGAUCACGAUCGCGCCGUCGCCGGCCUGCGUCCGCCAGGAGGAGGGCCGGGGCCGCAGCCGCAGCAGAGGCCGCCGGUGAGGCGCCCCGCGCCGGAAAGCCGGCGGGCGCCGCGGGCGGCUGCACGAACGCCCGCUGCUGCCCCCGCCUGCUUGGCCUGGCGCCUGUGCUCUGCUGGUGGCGCGGGGGGCGUGUGCGUGUGCGGAGGUCACGAGCUGGGAGGGCGGCGUUACGGUCACGAGAGCCGAGGAGGCGCGUGCUGCCAAGUAGGCGUGG
Messenger RNA from Prorocentrum cordatum, 1489 nucleotides. The record is from the annotation of a GenBank genome assembly. Lineage: Eukaryota; Dinophyceae; Prorocentrales; Prorocentraceae.